This is a messenger RNA of Kuraishia capsulata CBS 1993, 3528 nucleotides long. RefSeq lists its product as uncharacterized. The record is from RefSeq and is a predicted model, not a curated record. Gene Ontology annotation, molecular function: structural constituent of nuclear pore; protein binding. The transcript has a single exon. Gene Ontology annotation, cellular component: nuclear pore outer ring. Bases 1 to 3528 code for a protein of 1175 amino acids. NCBI's taxonomy places the organism in Eukaryota, Fungi, Ascomycota, Pichiomycetes, Pichiales, Pichiaceae. Gene Ontology annotation, biological process: transcription-dependent tethering of RNA polymerase II gene DNA at nuclear periphery; poly(A)+ mRNA export from nucleus; protein import into nucleus.
AUGUCCUCUAUUUUCAGUGCGAAAAAGCUCAAGGCAAGUGCUAAUGGCACCUCCAACGCGUCUUUCUCAAGUGGAGACCAGGGUAAGGCGACUCAAUCGAUACCUUCUCAGUCCUCAACUGAGCUCACCAGAUCAACAAGAUACAAGGUCUCAAGACUGAUUGCGGCGCCCCAGGCUCUCAGAGUGAACGAUGGGUCUUUGAAGGAUGCCUUGGUGGAUUCCAGUUCUGGUUAUGCCCUUGUAGUCUCGUUGGAUCAUGUUCUGGUGUGGAAGUACGCAACCAAUGACAGCAUACCUGAAGUCGCGACCUUUUCAUACAAGCCAAACGAGUAUAGUGUUCCUGCGAAGGCAGUAUUAUUGCCAAGUCUCCCAGGUUCAAAGUAUCCAGGUUUGGUGGUCAUUGAUGCUGUAUCUGGUAGGGUGCGAUACCACGAAUCGGUGGUCUCUGCGCCUGCUGUUGGAUUUCUGAACGGAAAAGAGCUAGAUCUCAAGCUCAACAAGGAGUUCGUGGAUAAAGCCGAGUUCGUUGGCAACUUCACUGUUCUUAUCUCGACCUCUGCAAAAAGGCUCUUUGCGUUGCACUUGGCUGAUGGCGCGGGUAGACCAUGCCUCAGCAAAUCUGAGAUCCAGAGCUCUCAAAGAUCUUUUUUGGGAAUUGUCUUUGGUAACAAUGUUUAUGACAUGCGGAACUACCUGAACUCUUCGAGAAUAGUUGCCUUGAGAUCAGGAAGAGAGCUAAAUUCUGGAAUGAGGGAACUUAUAGUUCAGGAUUCUGACGGCAAUUUGUCGCUUUUCCAACAGGGUAAUGGUUCUGUGGUUCCAAUUUCAUCUCAUAAUAUCAAGAAUGAUCUAUGUUCUCCUAUCGCUGAGAUAUACCCUCACAUCCGUCUGAGUUUCCGUGUUGAGGACCUUCAACUGUUGGCCUCUCAGGGCCUUAUUCUACUGGCCAGCUUUGAUAAAGAGCCUUCCACUUUGGAGAGAUAUCUCAUUCUAUUCACCAUAUCUGUUGAUGAGACUGGUGUCAGUGUUCAUUCAUCCUAUCGGCUUACUAGCUAUAUUGCCCAUGGAGAUGAUAAAAACUCUUUGUUCUUGCCCUCGCCUUACUCCACUGCGUUCGUUGUUUCGGGAGGUGCUGUUGUGCUCACUGAUGUCCCUCUGAGCUUAUCUGCGAACGAGCUUCAUUCGAGAAAGUGGGAAGAUUUUGUGCGCUUCAGGUCCAAUGUCACUAUUCUCGGCUUUGGUUGCGAAGACCAGACUGAUUAUUCAAACGCCUCGUGUAUUGCUGUCUCUGAUGGAUAUGGUCUGUUGCGUGUUGAGAAGUACAGUGAUGAUGCGGAGCCUCCGUUGGAACUCGAGUUCAACGAUUCUGUCUCUUUGAUAAAGUCCCACAUUGAACAGGCGAUAAUAUUUGGCGGCGAGGAUGUUACUGAGUUGAACCCAUUGUUUUUCGAUCUUUCAUCAGGCCUGCGGUUGCUCUCUGAUGAUGUUCAGGAAGCCAUUCAGCUGACCGUGGCUGAGAUAUUAACAAGCGAAUCGAGGUACUUACCGUCUUUCGUACCGUCUCUGGAAUCACAUCUGAAAAAGCGCUUUACUGCACUGAAAAACCUAGCUUAUUAUGUUCGCACCAACUUCCUGGAGUACAUUGAUGAAGACAUCAAGCUACUGGUUCUCAAUUCUUUGGAGAAAAUUGCGAUUGCCAAAAGGUUCUACGGCAAUUUCAACAAUCCGGAUUCCACAGAUUUCGUGGAAACUUUGGAAGCAGCAAUAAAGGUGGUCACCGGAACGAACGAUGGUUCAGCAGUCAUUCGUGAUUAUUUUUCAAAGGAUGUAACCUCUAUUUUAGAUGUUCUGUCAGCUUUCCUGGGCCAGUUGUUGAACAGUGAUGCUCUUGAGAAAACUCAUGUGGACUCUGUGGCCAGCCUGAUGCAAGAUGUUCUAGCCCAUGCUUAUCUUGAGAUCGAAAGGGACAUCCGGUAUUCGUGUUUGGGUAUUAAAAGCUACUCUGGAUCCAAUAUCAAUCCACCAAUCUCGCUCGAGAGUGAUUUGUUUUUCAAAGUGGACCAGCUUUUGGGUAGGUUUGGAUCGGGAAAUGCUGAUCAACUGAAGAAUGCUGAUAACGAGAAAACCAUCAUUGCAGCUGGAUUAGCGGAAAGUUGUUACUAUGCCUUUAACGAUGCUUUGCAAUGGAACUCCAAGCGACCAGAGAGUUCAUCGAAACUCGAGAUCUCCAAGAAUUAUGGUCUGAUCUAUGAUGAGACCUUCAAGAACUGGGUUACUUUGGCUCUUCUGGCAAACCAUCAAGAAAGCAUUCUCACUUUGGCUGAGUUCUUUGAAGAUUUUGAGACAUUGUGCAUGGUUCUUGAAGCAAGGAGGACGGAACUUGUAUCUCUGAUAGAAUUCGCCCGGGAAAAUGAAAAACCGGAGUUUGAGUUGAAUCUGGAGGAGGUCUACUUGAGUUUUGAAAGUUACAUGAACAAGUUUGGAUACCAAUUUGCUGCCACAAUGUAUGAAUAUUAUAUUUCGGAGGACAAACUGAGCAUGGCGUUCUUAGAGUUUCCCAAGUUCAAGCCAUACUUGAAUGAGUUCCUGUCUGAUGGAAGACACGGCGAUGUUUCAUGGAUCAAGAAUGUUCUUGAGAGGGACUACGAGAAGGCUGCCAGUACCCUUAUUGCUGUCAGUCAAACCCCCAAUCAGAAUUACAAGAACAAGAUGCUUGAGCUGAGCAUCGCCAAAUUGUCUAUCAUUGCAUUCGCAAAGGGUGGGAACGAUGCUUCGGAACUGCUGAGAGGCAUCAAAGUUCAAAUGUCCACGGUCAACCUCCAACAGAUGAUAGAGGAAGAACUGAGUGUGUUUGUUGCUGAUGAAUCCAACGAAAAGAAGGUAAGCUUUUGGAAAAAUGAGUUUUCGACCACGUAUCUGAAGAGCCAUAAGUACGAAGGACUCCAGCCAUUUUUCGCACGAUACAUGGAAACUCUGGGCGAGAAAUACCCGUUAUCCAUACCCGAUUUGAUUAAUUUUCUGACUCUGGUGGAUCAAAAAACCGUCAAUAUGGAGGCAUUCUUUUACAAUGCAUUCAAGCUGAUUGUGUUGCUGAAAAGAGAAUCGUAUCCGGUUUCUCCUAGGUUCAUUGAUGUGGCAGAGAGAAUUAUCUGGCUGAGAUUGCUGGUCAGAAACGACUGGGACUCCAUAUCAGACUCCUCCAAUAACGUGAUACUAGAACGGGUACAUGAAUCAAGCUUAUUCAAAACUGUGUUUUUAUUGAUGAAUGCCCAAUUUAUCGACACAAGUGCAUUGAGCGAGUCGCUGAUAUUCAUUCCCUUCGGUGACGAUAUAGCAAAGCUUUUCUCUACAAGACUUUCAGAUGACGACGUCAAACUUGUUAUUACCGGAGAAGUUAACGCGGAGUUCGAUCAAAGCUUGCAAAAGGCUGCGAAGGAUAUUGAUUCUGAGCAGGCCAGUCUGGACGAGCUGAACAAAAAAUACAACCUAGGAGAAUGGGUCAAAUCCAUUGUGUCUACGGUAUCAUGA